UGUGCUCAUCGUUUCUGCCUCUUUCGUACGGACCAACCUGUGUGGUGCUCGCUCCCUGAAUGAACCUUCACAUCCUCGUCGAUCCGUGUUCGUCUUUCUUCUCUAGUCAGCCAGUCAGUCAGUUAGCUAUCGGAGUUUCCUUGAACCGUCGCGGGUGCUAUUUUCUAUGCCAUUUUUUUUUUUUUUUUCUUAUUUUAUAAUCGACGCGAUCGGAUUACGACGAUUAGAAACACGUCUUAAAGAAUUCGAAUUCGAUACAGAGAUCGUUGUUACACGGAUGACGAGUAAUCAGCGGUCGGAGUGCGAACCAAGGAAAAGAAUAAAUCGAAUCGCGAACGUACCAAAACCCGUAAACGAUAUUUAUCGUGCGAGAUAAGAAGAAGGGCCGGUCGCUGAGAGAGUGGCGGAAAUCGAUGCGACGCCGAUAUACGGACUACCAGGAGGGACAAGGGUCGGUUUAUGAUAAAUCACGGCACGAUAACCUCGGAUUAAUUACUCGGUUCUUUUCUUCGUUUUCCUCGGUUCUUUACGAUGCGCCUCUCGACGACGCGUUUUACGUGAAGAAAGAACAGUGUGCGCAGGAUAGAGCGGCAGGCGGGCCGAUAAGUUCGACGUUUCGGUGAAAGUCGUUGCUCGCGGUCGAACGCGACUGGUCGUGCUAUCUACAAAAAGAAAAAGAAAAAGGACGUUCGUUCGACAAGGAAGAAGAUCGUCCGUGUUACGAAUGUGAAUAUCUACGAUAAGUAAUUGGAAAUAACAUCGAGGAAGAUGGAAGCCCACCAAGGUGGCGGUUUAUCGUCUGCUGCGACAGAAACGGAAGCUGGACCGUCGAGCAGCGAACGAUGCGGCAACGAGCAAUGCACCAGCACUCUGGACGAUGCAGUGGGCAAGCUACUUCAAGGCUACGACUGGACCCUGCUUCCGGUCACUUCUCGCGCAGGAGGACGAAGAAGCGCUCACGUGAAACGUCCGAUGAACGCGUUUAUGGUUUGGGCUCAAGCGGCCAGACGCAGAUUGGCGGAUCAAUAUCCGCAGCUUCACAACGCCGAACUUUCGAAAACGUUAGGAAAACUGUGGAGAAUCCUAAGCGACGGUGAGAAACAACCGUUCAUAGAGGAAGCUGAGAGACUGAGGAACGCGCACAAAAAGCAACAUCCGCAUUACAAGUAUCAGCCGCGUCGACGGAAACCAAAAUCGGAGGAACAAAUGGGCAUCGUGAUGCAUCGAGCUACUUUGUCCUCUCCAGGCACGUCUCUAGACUCUACCAACUCGUCCGACUGCACUUAUCCUCGCCUAUAUCCAGAUACCGGGAUCAAAACGUACGACAGACCGACUUACCACGAUAGCAAAACCAGCUACGAUCUGUCGAGAUCGGCUUGGUCCGCCGACACGAGCAAAUACCCGGUCGAUCAUUCGAUCGUAGAAAGCAAACCGUACGACGGUAUCAGAUACGAAUCGAACGUAGCGGCGAAAAGCUACGUGGACGCCAAGUGCUACGAGACGGUCAAGUAUCACGAGGUAUCUACCGCUGCAAAAUAUCACGAGACGAUUCCAAAGUAUUCCGAGUUGCAAACGAAGCCUUACGAUCUACCCAAAUACCCGGAGAAUCCCUUAAAAUAUCCCGCGGAUGUUACCAGCCCGGGCAAAUCAUACGCGUGCGUACACAGCCAGUAUUACUCCGCUCCAGAGGGAUACACGAUGCACGAGGAGAACGAAUACCAAACGCAGGGAGUUUCGACCCAUUCUUUCUAUCCGUAUAUUUCCGCGUCUAUGACGCAACCGCCUUAUUACAUGGGUCCUCGAUAAAUCGCUCUCGUGCGAUGUGUUUUAUUCAGGGACCGAAAAUAACAGUUGUUUUCUAUAUUUUUACGGAAAAUUUCCAAAAAAAAAAAUGAAUUUUUGCUUAAACAAAAAAUUUUUAACAGAUUAAAUGAUUUAAAAUCGGUAAUUUUUAGGUAUUCUAGUUACGAAUAACUAUUAUAAAUGAUUAACAUUUUUUUUUUUUGGUUAUCGAUCAUCAUCAUCGAUGACGGAAAUUAUUUUAGAUUACAGGUAAUCGUUAUGGACGAUGAGAACAUUUUUCGGUUAUUGGUAACCAUUACUGGUAACGCAGUUUGUUUUUUUAUUACCGAUAACCAUUAUCAAUGACGGAACCUUCCUUUCUUAAGAAUAACAAAAUUUUAAUCAUUUAUAAUAAUGAUUAGUCCUGACCAAACUCAUUUAGAAUAAAAUACGAAUUCUUAUACCAUAACUUUCUCAAUUUCGGUUACAACAAUCAUGGUCCCUGGUUUUAUUCGUUCGCGUAAUUCUGCGCCCGAGAUGAGCGUGCGCGCCAGUGUGUGGGCAUCGAUAGUUUGUUAGACCGCUUAGUACUGUCUUUUCUUUCUUUGCUAUUUAUUUUUUUGGCAACAAUGCGAUGAAAUAAACAAAUAAAUAAACGAACAAAUAUCUUGUCAGCAUCUAGUUUGAUGAAGAAAUACGAGUUGCCUAUAUGUACAGUAUAAUUCACUCUCUAUUAUUUAUUAGUAGACUGCGAAUAUUUAUACCGAUUCAAAUUUUUAUAAAUACAACGAUGCAGAUUCUAAACAGAGAUUCUUUCGCCUACUAAGUAUCCUAUUCUCGAUAUUUUUGCAUCUUCAAAUUUCACAAAAAUGCAUAAACAUCCGCAGUCUAUCAUACACCACCACCAUUUCUAAAACCGCCAUCAAUCCUACAUUCACCUAUCGAACACACGCGCUACUUUAUGUUUUAUACAUAUGUGUGUGUGUGUGUGUGU
Bombus huntii is the source of this 2776-nucleotide messenger RNA. Its product is annotated as transcription factor SOX-10-like. Lineage: Eukaryota; Metazoa; Arthropoda; Insecta; Hymenoptera; Apidae. Bases 769 to 1806 code for a protein of 345 amino acids. Gene Ontology annotation, molecular function: RNA polymerase II cis-regulatory region sequence-specific DNA binding; DNA-binding transcription factor activity, RNA polymerase II-specific. Gene Ontology annotation, biological process: regulation of transcription by RNA polymerase II. Gene Ontology annotation, cellular component: nucleus. The transcript is spliced from 4 exons. The record is from RefSeq and is a predicted model, not a curated record.